AUGGUGAACAAUUAUAAGAGAAAAACCAGCCAGGCAUCAUGGGAUGAAAAUCUUAUGGCACGGGCGAUCAAAGAGAUAAAUGAUAAGCGGGGAUCUGUUAAGUCUAUCGAACUUAAAUAUAAUAUCCCUCGCACUACUCUAAGAAGACACAUUGCGACAGGAUCUGCGAAAAAGAAACUUGGCAGAUAUAAAGCCGUGUUUACUCCACAGCAGGAAGAAGAACUCUUAGAGUACGUAUUUCAUAUGGAUAAUAUUUUCUUUGGACUAACAAAGGAGGACUUUUUGCAUCUCAUUUUCCAGUAUGCUGAAGCAAACAAUAUUCCUAAUCCUUUUAAGAAUGGAACUGCCGGCCACGAUUUUUACAAAGGAUUUAUUAAGCGUCAUCCUAAUUUGACCUUACGACGACCUGAACCUACGUCUAUAGCCAGAGCCCGUGGAUUUAACAGAUCCCAAGUAUAUAGAUUUUUUGACCUCCUUGAAACUGAAAUUGAGAAGCACCAAAUUGAUGCUAUGCGCCUCUAUAAUAUGGAUGAGACGGGUAUUCAAACGUCUUCCAACAAACCACCUAGAGUUUUAACAACACUGGGUAAAAAGCAAGUGGGUUUCAUUGCCAGUACUGAGCGAGGAAGAACGACCACAGUUAUUUGUUGCUGUAACGCCGCGGGAUCAUUCCUACCACCCUUAAUGAUUUUUGCACGGAAAAGAAUGGCACCGAACCUUCUAGAUGGAGCGCCGCCUGGCACACAGGCAAUUGUAAGUGAUAAUGGGUGGACCAAUGGCACUGUUUUCUUGGACUGGCUUCGUUUCUUCAUAGAUACAGUCCGUCCGACGGCAGAAAAAAAAGUACUGCUUAUCAUGGAUAAUCAUGAGUCGCAUAAAUACUUACCAGCCUUAGAAUUCGCCUCCAAGUGUCAUGUCAUAUUUGUAUCACUGGCACCACACACUACACACAGGAUGCAACCACUAGAUCUAUGUGUUUAUGGGCCAUUAAAGACAUAUUUUGAGCGUAGUGUAGCGAUUUUCCAGAAAACAUAUGUGGGUCGUAUAAUCAAUCAAAAAUAUGUCGCCAGAUUGUUCGGUACUGCCUAUUUGCGAGCUGCAACAACCCAGAAUGCUAAGCAAUUGUUUGUUCAGAAUCAUCAUUCAAUGCUCUUGGAAGAUGAUCAAAAUUCUCAUGAUUUCGCAUUGCCGUCUCGUUGCAGAAUGCUUUGGUACAAAAACUACAAUUGA
This is a messenger RNA of Papilio machaon (common yellow swallowtail), 1230 nucleotides long. Its product is annotated as MFS-type transporter clz9-like. Gene Ontology annotation, cellular component: nucleus. The transcript is spliced from 2 exons. Lineage: Eukaryota; Metazoa; Arthropoda; Insecta; Lepidoptera; Papilionidae. Bases 1 to 1230 code for a protein of 409 amino acids. The record is from RefSeq and is a predicted model, not a curated record. Gene Ontology annotation, molecular function: DNA binding.